ACCAAUCAGCUGCGACGCUGUAUGCUACCCAUAUUCACGUGCUCAGUUUGAUGAGACGAGGCGAUCGCCUCGUGGUGGCGAUCAACCAGUUUCAACUGUAAGCAUACUUGAAAUGACAAACUUUGCUGAGAACUCUGUUUAACGUCCUAUUCUUUUACCGACAAUGGUUCGAUGGAGGGGCAGUUAGAACAGAACUGCAACCAAUAUGGCGCUCAUAACUUGCCCUACGAGAUAGCAUUACAGAUCUUCGCUUAUUUGGAUGGUUCUGAUUUACUUGCCUGUCAAGAAGUGAGUGCAACAUGGAGGCAUAUUGCGUCAGACGGAUUUUUAUGGCAAACAAAACUUUGUGAACUAUGUGGCAAGCGUUGGUCUGUGAUUAGUUGUGAUCAGAAACCACAAAACCCACUGAAUCUGAGUGACCUUCAAGCUGUACAUCCCUGUGAAAUCUACCGAUUUUUGGUCAAGUUCAUACCGUCUAACACUUAUGGUGCAAAAGAAACUCCUAUUUCGAAGAAUAUCAGUCGGACAAAUCCCGAUGAAUCAACACGUCGUCCAAGGACUCGAGGUUCUCUAGGUGAGCAAAUUUUACACUGGUGGAAUCAGGUUAUACGUCGUUUGUCAUUGUCCAUAGGUAGACGCCCCAGCAGAUCUACUACCCAGCGGUAUCGCUUUGCUGUAUUUGGACCAGGAUUUGAUCAACGGGCCACAAGUAGAUUGUUCAGCAAGCUGGUUGAUGCUAGAACUAAGUCCUUUGAACCCAUUAAUAUGAUACCGGGUAGAAUGGGCUUUGGAGCCGGUCUGACUUUGAAGCUUUAUGCGCAAGCACAACAAGCGGUGUUCGAUCCUUCGCUUGAAGUUUCUGACUCUCAACAAUCACUUUUAUUGCGAAAUCGCUCAGAUCGUCGUACAGCUGAGUGCAUCCCACAAAGGCCAGGAGAGAAUGGGGCUAUUUGUACAACGAACGGUGAAGGAGUAGCUAUUAACAAUGUUUCGUCUCCACGGGCUAAUUCGAUGUUCUGUGACGAUUUUGUAUUCGAUCUCCAUUACUUAUAUUCACUACGGGGACAUUUGAGUCACAACUUCAAUACGCAGCUGGAAAGGCUGCUUCGGAGUAGACUGUUCAGACAUCCAAGUGGCGAUGAUCGAACAAGCGACGCAGAGGUCAUACAAAAUCUGGAGGUCACGGAGAGUAUGCACAACAUCUUGCACGGUUUAAACGGAAUUUUGUAUGCACUGGAUGCCAGAGAAACCGUGGAGCAGACCCGAUAUUUGUACCAUGAACUGCGUGCAGUGCUACGCGGUCUCCCAGGGAAUAUAGCUACCAGAGUACCUAUCGCUGUUUUGUACAUUAUGCCUAAGGAGGAUAUUGAUUUAAAACCGUUCACUCCUCAAGUUCAAGUAAGAGCAGAUGACGAAGGAAACACUGGCGCUUUGCAAAAUCGUGAUAGCUACAGCGGCUCACAAUAUACUGUCUCAUGGAGAGGUUCAAUUUUAUUGCCGAUUUCUUGUUUGGAUCUAUUUGAGUUACACAAUCCUUGGCGUCUUCAGAAAUGCGCAAGUAAUGACAUCAGAGCUGUCAUACAAAGCAUCAUGUGGCUUCGAGCCCGCGCGCCCGUGAUUCCCGCCGAAAACUUUUACGCACUAACCAGAUCAAAUUCAACACUGUAACACCUUUCGUCACCAUACUCAUGCCGAGCGUCUUUCAUUUUCCCAAGCAAUUCACCAAAACUUACAACUGAGAGCAGAAUCGCUCCAUGGACAAACUUUGCAGAAAUACGGACAGAUUCCAUUGUCCCUUUCCUUUCAAUUUUUUAUAGUUACCAUUUAAAGUGAUUUCAAAUCCCUGUGAUACGGAUUGUUGUUUAAUAUGCUCCUUUGGACAGAGUAACGCCAGAAUUAUUCCGGGUAAGAGAAGUAAAUUGGUCAACUAUUUAGUUGAAUUGAUGUGAAUAUCUAUUGGCCACUGAUUGAGGACAGAUCAUAUGUAUCUUAUUUCGCUGAUUUUCUAAACUAGGCAAAUCAACCUAAACAACAGGUCAGACAUGGUCUUUCUCAUUCAGUC
Molecule: messenger RNA, 2062 nt
Organism: Dicrocoelium dendriticum
Lineage: Eukaryota; Metazoa; Platyhelminthes; Trematoda; Plagiorchiida; Dicrocoeliidae
Source: the annotation of a GenBank genome assembly